This is a messenger RNA of Cuscuta campestris, 1045 nucleotides long. The record is from the annotation of a GenBank genome assembly. NCBI's taxonomy places the organism in Eukaryota, Viridiplantae, Streptophyta, Magnoliopsida, Solanales, Convolvulaceae.
CGUAUUCUAAUACGUUUGGGAUUCUAUUGAUACACGCGUGUUUUUUUUAAAGAUCGGUAUCAUAAAACAUCCUUUUGGUUUGAUGGAGAAUCAUGAGUUAAAACAAGUUCUCAAUGAUUUGAUAUAUAAAAAAAUGGAGUUCAAUCCUUUCAAUAUUGAUCAAGUGAGAUGCUUUAAGUGUGUAAUUAACACAGUAAGUUUGAAUAUUUCAAUGAUAUAAGUCACAAGAUACGAAUAUAGCGUUUGCGAAUUAUCGUGGCAAAUAGUAGGUUUUCAUCCUUUAAUGUUUCACUUUUUUGAAGUUACUCAAGGGGUCAUUGUCUUAGGUAAAUAACCAUUUUGACUCUUGGUCUCGGAUUUGAAUGUAUUUCAGGACAAUGAGCCUAACUAUUCAUGAGUCUCAAUAUGUCAUGUCGUCAGCAGACUGUAGUAUUGGCGAGUACAUUCUUGUCUGGAGCAAAUCUACUUUCCUGUACGUUUUCAGGCUGGUGAUAAUUACUUUUCAAUCAAUGGUCCAGUUUCGGAGUCUAUAUAUAUAUCAAAUUGGGCAAGAGCGUCUCACAUUCUCACAUUAUGGAAUGAACUUCUCGAGCUCUUUCUAAUACCAUAAGAUUCGUUGGUCUACUUGGUAGUCAUGCUCUUGGUAGCAAUCCAAGGUUUAUGGCUAUAGCGGUUGAUCUAGGACGUGAAUUGUUAAGGAGAAAAAUCAGGCUUACCUACGGAGGAGGCAACAUUGGCCUUCAAGGAGCUGUAGCUUCAACGGUCUAUAAUAAUGGUGGUAGAGUCAGAGGUUUCAUACCAGGGUAUAUAGCAACACGACAGGUUUACGGACCUACGUACGGUGUAGAGUACACCGUCUCCAGCAAUUACUAUAAGUAUUUCGAGAUGAAUCAUAUUGUGGAAGCCUUCAUUGUACUUCCUGGAGGGAUUGACACUAUCGAAGGUUUGUUCACCUUAAUCUCAUGGGCAUCUGAAGGGUUGCACAGCAGACCUAUUGGUCUCUUAAACAUUGACGGUUAUUUCAAUAACCUAAUCAAGUUUCUAG